Gastrolobium bilobum is the source of this 1954-nucleotide messenger RNA. RefSeq names its product small ribosomal subunit protein mL104 (rPPR9). Gene Ontology annotation, molecular function: protein binding. Bases 2 to 1570 code for a protein of 522 amino acids. NCBI's taxonomy places the organism in Eukaryota, Viridiplantae, Streptophyta, Magnoliopsida, Fabales, Fabaceae. The transcript has a single exon. The record is from RefSeq and is a predicted model, not a curated record.
GAUGCCGCCAUUAGCGUCUCUGCAACUUCGGAGGCUCUUACUCCGAUCCUUACGUUCUCGUUCCUUAUCAUUCAUCUCUUCCUCUUCAAUUCGACCUCCUUCUAUUCUUCCCCAACAACCCUCUUCCAAUCUCUCAUCACAUUUCAAGUCCCCAAGCAUUUUCACUCCACCUUCACUAUUCACAAUCAGACAUUUCUCAUCGGAAACCCAAACCAUCCCAGAAGAUCCGGAUCCGAUUGCUCGCUCCAUCUCCUCGGAGCUUCUCAAAGACCCGGACUCGGACCCUCUCUCCGUGUCGCAGCGCCUCCAACUCAGCUUCUCACACAUCACACCCACACCCAAUUUGGUUCUCCAAACCCUAAAUCUCUCCUCCGAAGCUGGCCGCACCGUGCUAGGGUUCCACCAAUGGCUCGCUUCGAACCCCAAAUUCGCCCACACCGACGACACUCUCUCCUAUUUUGUCGACUACUUCGGCCGCCGCAAGGACUUCAAGGCCAUCAACGACGUCCUCGCCGGCGGCGGGGCGGGGCCCAAAACCCUAGAAUCGGCGAUCAACCGGCUCGUCCGCGCGGGGCGGCCGAGCCAGGCGGUUCAAUUUUUCUCGAGAAUGGAGAGGGAUUACGGGUUGAAGCGCGAUCGCGGUUCGCUGAAUGUGGUUGUGGAGAAUCUGUGCGAGAAGGGUUUCGCGAGUUAUGCGGAGAAGAUGGUGAAGGAUUUGGCGAGGGUGUUGUUCCCGGACGAGGCCACGUGCGAUUUGCUGAUCAGAGGUUGGUGCAUUGAUGGGAAGAUCGACGAAGCUCGAAGGCUUGCUGGGGAGAUGUAUCGUGGAGGUUUUGAGCUUGGCGUUGGGGCUUAUAACGCCAUGCUUGAUUGUGUGUGCAAGCUCUGUCGCGAGAAGGAUCCAUUUCGGCUUCAUUCGGAGGCUGAGAAGAUGUUGGUGGAAAUGGAUUAUCAUGGGGUUCCUAGGAAUGUGGAGACAUUCAAUGUGUUGAUAACGAAUUUGUGUAAGAUUAGGAAGACUGAGGAUGCGUUAAGUUUGUUCCAUAGAAUGGGAGAGUGGGGAUGUUAUCCCAAUGAGACUACUUUUGUUGUUUUGAUUAAGAGUCUGUAUCAGGCUGCAAGGUUGGAAGAGGGAGAUGAAAUGAUUGAUAGGAUGAAAUCUGCUGGAUAUGGUGGGGCACUUGAUAAGAAGGCUUACUAUCAAUUCAUCAACAUUUUGUGUGGCAUUGAGAGGAUUGAUCAUGCUUUGAGUCUUUUUGCCAAGAUGAAGGCUGAUGGGUGUGAACCUGGGAUUCAAACUUAUGACUUGUUGAUGGGGAAAUUGGGUGCCCAUAAUCGUGUUGAUAAGGCUAAUGCUCUCUUUAAUGAAGCCCGGAGUAGAGGACUGCCUGUUAUUCCUAAAGAGUAUGCUGUUGACCCAAGAUACUUGAAGAAGAAGGUUAAGGUUGUGAAGGGUAAGAAGAAGAGGGAAACCUUGCCUGAGAAAAUGGCUAGGAAGAGAACUCGGCUGAAACAGAUUCGGUUGAGUUUUGUGAAGAAGCCUAAACGAAUGAUGCGUCGAGCUUUUUGAUCUCAUUUUUGUACUUCAAAGGUUUUGGAAUAGAUUUCUCUAUUUUAUAUCAUUGUUUCCUUUGUGUCAUGGUUAGUUCUACUCUUAACAUAUUCCGAAAUAAAUUCUUGUAUGGAAAACCGUUCCUUUGUUGGACAUAACCGCAUUCGUUUGAUCAUCCUCUUUGUUAGAAGUGACUUAUGCUUGCAUUUCUUAUUGAGCACGUGAGGGGUGUUGUGCUUGUGCCCUGUGCUAGACACUUAGUCUCCGAGGUGUGUCCUUUGGUGCAUGUAAGAUUAGUAGGAGAAGAAGGCCUCUGAUAGGUGUUUGAUUGUAAAUGAUGCCAGUGUUUUGUAACUCGAUGACCUUCUUUACUUAUUUUGGGUUUGAUCAACUUCCUAUCAU